Mesocestoides corti is the source of this 543-nucleotide messenger RNA. NCBI's taxonomy places the organism in Eukaryota, Metazoa, Platyhelminthes, Cestoda, Cyclophyllidea, Mesocestoididae. The record is from the annotation of a GenBank genome assembly.
AUGAACAGUCCAGGUGUAAGACCCCCCAAUGAUUCCCCGCUGUAUCCUACUGCUCUUACGCAUCGGCAAGCAGCCUACAGUGCGACGUCUCAAAGAGGCGUAUCCGCAGAGGACGACGUGGGUGGAGGUGGUGGUGGUGGGCUCUUUGGACGCGGUCUCGCCGUCUGCUCAAACGCUGCCCCCGCCGCCACCGCCGCCGGCACUCCCUACGGUGCCAACGGGGAUUACUACCAGCAGCUUCAGGCCCACGCUGCCACGACCCGCCAGCUCCUCUCCGACGCCGCUUUUAACGCCGCCUACUCCCAGGGUCUGGGUGGCGGCGGCGGCGGUGGUGGUGGUAGAAGCAGAGCGGGAGAUAAAUCAUUCAUGCGAGCGUGUGGACGGGAGGGGGAGGGGGGAAGUGGGAGUUACGCGUCGCCGCCGCCGCCGCCAUCGUCGAUCAAGGACCACAACUGGUGGCGGGUGUCCCACACUUCCAGUGUGGGAUUCGUCUCCUACCCCAGUCGCCUGAAGCAACAGCAACCAAAUAAAUCGCAGUGUUGA